Molecule: messenger RNA, 486 nt
Organism: Nicotiana tabacum (common tobacco)
Lineage: Eukaryota; Viridiplantae; Streptophyta; Magnoliopsida; Solanales; Solanaceae
Source: RefSeq, a predicted model, not a curated record
AUGCCCAUUGCAGCACCUACUCGCCUAGACAUGGAUGAACCUAGUUCCCUUGUAAACCAGACCAUGUAUAGAGGAAUCAUAGGGUCACUAUUGUAUAUCACUGCAAGCAGACCAGACAUUGUUUUUAGUGUGGGUUUCUAUGCAAGGUUUCAAUCAAAUCCAAAGGAAUUUCAUCUGAAGGCUACCAAGAAAAUACUGACAUAUCUCAAAGAAACACAUGACCUGGUCCUCUAUUAUUUUUCAGGAGACAAUUUUGAUCUUAUUGGGUAUGUUGACGCUGAUUAUGCUGGAUAUCUGGUGGACAGGAAAAGCACUUCUAGGAUGGCACACUUCCUGGAUUCCUGCUUAAUCCCAUGGGGUACAAGGAGGCAAAAUUAUGUGGCACUUUCAAUUGCAGAAGCUGAAUAUGUAGACACGCUUGAUGAUUACAGAGCAAAUAAGCAUUUGAAGUUGUACACUCGUACAAAGGGCAAAGCUUACAGAUAA